GAUUUAACAUCUUACUUGAUUUCAAUAAACCUACAUCCAACAUGCCAAAGAAAAAAGGAAGAAGAUCCGUCAAAGUUUUGGCUCCCUUGUUUAACUCCUCCAUCCUGGCUGAGCUCGAUCAACAGCAAGAAACGGUGAAGGAAAAUAUUAACAGGUAUUUCCAAUCUAUGCAGGGAAAAGAACUCACAAAAAAUCCAAACUCUGAUGAUAAUGGUAUGAGAACAGCAAAGUCUAAUGUUGGUACCUCUGAUGAAGACUCAGUUAAGUCUAAUACUGUCGCACAAGAUAUUUCUGAUGGAGCUGAAAUGGAAUCAACUAAUUUACAAACCAAUUGUGAAAGUGGUUUAACUGAUAUUAAUGCUAAUAUCAUCAUACCUGUCAAUCAAACUUCCCAGCAAAUUAAUUUCGAUAUUUCGAAUGGAAAUGGCGAGAAGUUAAGUUCAACAAAUUUAAAUGACAACGAAGCUGAAAAAAUUGAUGAAACCAGAAAUUCAUCUGCGGAAAAAAUGGUGAAUAACAGUCCAGAAAAAAUGGAUUUGCAACAAAAUAUUGAAAUCUCUGAAACUGGUCACAAAGAAAGACAAAGGAAAAGUAUGAGAAAAAGAAGAUUAUUUUCAAAUGAAUUAGUUGAGCCCGAAUUAGAUGCCACAGGUUCGUCUAAAAGAAGAAAAACUAUGUUCAAGCAAACUAAAACCAAGGAAACACUUACAGGAAUGGGUAAUAGGCAGCAGCGACGAAAAACUGUUCAACCAAAAAUAAAGGCUCCCGCAAGUUUAACAACGAGUGGGAAAAAAGCUGGAACAAAAAGAAUGGAAAAUGCUGAAAAAUCUUCAGCAAAUGUUGAAUCUGGCAAUAAUACUGUUUUUGUAUCUAAUAAUGUGGUCAAUGGUGAUACAUUGGGCACAGAAAGAGAUAGAACAUCUACGGUUGAAAAAAGUGGGGUGAUGGCAGAUUCAAAUGGACAUAAUGUUAUAAAUAAUCAACAUAGUUCAACUGGUGUUUCUUUACAGAAUAAUUCUGAAAAUGUUGCACCAACUAAAUCAACUCAAAAGAAAAAAUCUACCACAAAGAAAACGACAAAAGUUGACCCAAAAUUAAAGAAAAAAGCUCUUGGAGCAAAUAGGGAGGUUCUGCAUGAUAAUAGUGGUGAUGGAGUCAGUGGUAGUGAUGAUGAUAUGAGUUUUACAAUUGGAGCAAGGGAUCAUAGCCAGCAUUGGAAGACUCUACAUCAAGUUACAUCUUUGUUGAAAGAACCGAUUAUGUUUAGUGGAAUCAUUCGCCAUCAUUAUAUAAGACACAAGGUAGAAGAUGGCGUGAAUGACGCUGUGGUUGGUAAGGUUGUUUCUAAGUAUAAUAAACUUUUAUUGAAGCACCACCAUAGCAAUGGUUUAUCGGAUCGUGAAAAAGUUAAAAUUGUCGGAAAUCUGGAUCGAAUCCAGCGAGGGAGUAACGGGAGUUGUAAUCUUGAUUUUUGGGAAGCAGCAACUCAGGAUCUUAAGUUCACCCCACCGCAAGAACCCCCAUCUCACUUAAUGUUGAGCAAAGUUCAAUACAAGAGAUAUAUAGAACUGGUAUCAAGAAUAACUGACAAGCAGAAGAAAAGAGAAGUUUCAAUCUUAAAGUUAAACAGACUUAUAACUCUGGCUAAUGAGUUGGACCAUCUCAAAAAGCUUGACCUUAAAUUUAAUGAUAAAGACCCAAUAAACAGAAAAGAACAUUUUGCUAAGAUAAGAUCAGCUGCUGAUGAUGCAAAAGUUAUUUUGAACCUGAUAUCUUGUUAGUUAUUAUUACCAAGUUAUAUAUAUCGUUUUGGGCGACAUUUUACUAACUUAGUGUUUUUUGUAGAAUAAAAACCAGUAAAGUAUGUCAUAUUUUCAAAGUGCUACAAUGUUCAUUAUUACACAAGCAAAACUAUUGUUUCAUCAUAGUUAUGUCCUGUGUGAGUGAAAUAAUACCUUUAGUCACAGAGGUUCAAAACUUCAAAUUACAUUUUAACUUUUUCUUUAUGUUUUUUUUUCACAUUUCUAGUGAUAUCUACAAUUUUUUCCUGCCAGGUGUAUUAUAUAAUAUACUUGUAUUUUGUCACUUAGCAAAAUCCUUGUUGGAAAAGCCGAAGUACAAUUAGAUGUAUUUCUAGUAGGCUGUAAUGUAAUAUAUAUUUCUGCUGCCAACUUACAAUUUUUGUUUUGUAUUUUAUUUUAAGUUUAUUU
Messenger RNA from Ciona intestinalis (vase tunicate), 2210 nucleotides. RefSeq lists its product as uncharacterized. The record is from RefSeq and is a predicted model, not a curated record. Gene Ontology annotation, cellular component: Mis6-Sim4 complex. Lineage: Eukaryota; Metazoa; Chordata; Ascidiacea; Phlebobranchia; Cionidae.